Messenger RNA from Haliotis rubra (blacklip abalone), 2204 nucleotides. Its product is annotated as malignant fibrous histiocytoma-amplified sequence 1 homolog. Gene Ontology annotation, molecular function: protein binding. The record is from RefSeq and is a predicted model, not a curated record. The transcript is spliced from 3 exons. Lineage: Eukaryota; Metazoa; Mollusca; Gastropoda; Lepetellida; Haliotidae. The coding region runs from base 736 to 1527 and encodes 263 amino acids.
AUUGCCUUUGUAGCUUCUUGCUGUACACGCAGUUGCAGGCAGGCCCACAUUGAUCGCGACACAUGACUCCGACACGCAGAUAGCAAUUAACGUAUUAAAUUCAUACUGAGGCAUGAACAGGGUAAGGCGAUCCCAUGAAUGCCGGGUGCCAACUCUUCCCUUCAACGCUACAGGAAUAAAUUACAGACAACUUAUUGAGGAUCGUGGCUAUUCAACUAUUUGCUUUGUUGAAUGAAUAGAGUAGAGAUUUACGUAUCAGCCGUCGAUCAGAGACUGACGGGUGGUCUUGAGAGUGUUUACUCAACGUAUCGACUCCUUAUACUUUCCCCUUCCGUUGUGAACGUGUUGAGACGACGGUUGCCGGGAGCGACUUCACAGACUCGGUUGGACGACGAGAGCUACUGUUACAACCAGCACAGAGGUUCAAACCCAGCCUACAUAAACAGGACACUUGUAACACAUUCUCGGCCACUCGACGGAGACUUUUAAGAUCUGGCAACAGACGGCGCUGAGUGAUCCUGCGAGAGAUACGAAAGUCGACGACGUCCAGCAGGCCACGUAGAACGCCGUCGCUGCUGCUACCUUCAACGACCAUGGACCUCUGCGUUUCUUCUACUAUCGACAGAUAAAUAUCCUUUUCUAAUACUUCUGAUAAUUUUACGAUUCUGCUGAGGUUCAACAAGGCGAGGCAAGGGAGGGCGUGGAGCAAGGAUAGUUCUCUUUCAAACUGCCAAGAUGUCAGUGAAAAGUUAUCGAAUGCGAAUUGAGACGGAGGAUCCUCUGUAUUACGGUUGGAAGAAACUGAAAGUGCGGGGGAAAGACUUGGCUAACAUUUCCGAUUCAGUGUUCCAUCUUAUAGAACUGGAUGUCCUUGACCUUAGUCCGGAGCGAGAGGCUUGCCUGGACUACAAGCUCCCAGUAUGUCCACCCACAAUAGGCAGGCUGGUCAACCUGAAGGUCCUUAUGCUUGACACAAACGAACUGAAGGAAUUGCCCCCAGAGAUUGCUCUGCUGCAGCAGCUGGAGAGGGUGGCACUCAGCAACAACCAGCUGUCCUGCCUCCCCAGCAACUUCUGCAAUCUGAAGAACCUCCAGAGUCUUCACAUGGCCAACAACAGCUUCCGGGAGUUCCCGCUGCAGUUGUGUAAACUGGAGAAGCUGGAGUUCUUGGACGUCAGUGACAACCAUAUCAGCUCUCUGCCGGAGGAGAUCCGCGACAUGAAACAACUGGAGUCUCUCCUCCUCUUCAUCAACGACCUCACCAAGUUGCCCGACAUCAUCUGUACUCUCACGCAACUUCGGUGUCUCUGGAUCGGCAACAACAGAAUCCGACAACUUCCGAGAGACUUUGGUAGGCUGGUGAAAUUGGACUGGGGGUUCCGAUACACUUCGUCAGCUCUGGAUGGGAAUCCGCUCAUCCACCCUCCUAUCGAGAUAUGCCGAAUGGGCCCCGAUGCUAUAGACCGGUAUAUGUCGUCACUCUCCGGAAGGAAGUCCCGGAAUAACGACACAGACAGGAGUUAUUGACCUGCACGCCUGUAAUCUACGUGGCAUAGUAAUCAAGAAUGACCAGCACCGCCACCAGUUGUCACGUGUUUCCUGGGUCCAGGGGCAGUAAUCCGUCCAUAUCCGUCCAUGGGUGGCCUAUACCCCUGGUGGACUGUCUGUAAUAAGUGCCCAUGAGUAUUACACUGUGUCUCCCUCAACUACAGGAAUCUCCUGAUGACUUUCACUGAACGACACUGCUCAGUAUUACGGCUUGCAACACGUUGGGAACGUCACGUGAUAUAUUUAUUACACAAGCUUUUUCAACAGAAAGAUGGCUAUAUAUAUAUAUAUACCAUUAAAAAGGAGGGGAUAUUGGAUUUACAAGAUUGAUAAAAUACAAAUGAUGAAGCCAAGGAGGAAACAGAUGAUGGAGAGAAAUUAAGGGAAAAUGUCACAAUUUAUUCCAUUCCUUUGGACAUGUUUCAUCCGUAUGGAUAUAUAUUACUUGUUCUCAUAUACAUUGGUAUUGGCUAGUGGUAUGGUCGCAAAAAGGAAUAUCCCCUACUUGUUUUGAAUGAUAUAUAACGAUAAAGCAUUCCUUAUUUGGUUGUAUGCUCCAGCUCUAUGCACAUACUCCGUGCUUUGUCCAACAAAGCAGAUUAGAUAGUCCAGUUACUACACUGUACUCAGAAAAAAAUAAAAAGUAGCCGCCUACA